AUGGUCCAUGCCCAGCCUCCGGAGGGGAAGACGGUUGUUGUUACUGUAGGAACAACGAGGUUUGAUGGGUUGAUUGACGUUGUUGAUGGUGUGGAAUUUCAGUCGAGAUUGCAGAGUUUAGGGUAUACGAACAUUGUUUAUCAAAUUGGAAGAGGAAGAAGAAUCCCUGCAAUAUCCAUCUUGAAUCUCUUUGUUUACGACUAUUUGGACAACUUUUGUGAGUUUAUAGAACAAGCGGAGCUGAUCGUAUCGCACAGCGGGGCCGGUACUCUGCUGGAUGUUUCAGAGUAUAGAAAGCCGGUUAUAUUCGUUGUAAACGAAGAUACAUCUGAAAGUCACCAGAAGGAGUUGACUAAAGUGCUAGGUCCGAACUAUUUUGCUAGUUUGGAGACUCUUUUGGACAAGUUGGAUGAUCCUAUAAUAGCUCCCAAAGACGUGUUCACAAAGCUCUUGUCUGGCGACAAGUUGAGGGGCCUAAUCAGCAACUUGUUUGAUGAUUAA
Theileria equi strain WA is the source of this 501-nucleotide messenger RNA. Its product is annotated as glycosyltransferase family 28 C-terminal domain containing protein. Gene Ontology annotation, biological process: dolichol-linked oligosaccharide biosynthetic process. The transcript has a single exon. NCBI's taxonomy places the organism in Eukaryota, Apicomplexa, Aconoidasida, Piroplasmida, Theileriidae. The record is from RefSeq and is a predicted model, not a curated record. Bases 1 to 501 code for a protein of 166 amino acids. Gene Ontology annotation, molecular function: hexosyltransferase activity.